Molecule: messenger RNA, 1140 nt
Organism: Medicago truncatula (barrel medic)
Lineage: Eukaryota; Viridiplantae; Streptophyta; Magnoliopsida; Fabales; Fabaceae
Product: 40S ribosomal protein S4-1
Exons: 5
Coding region: 152-949 (265 amino acids)
Biological process (GO): translation
Cellular component (GO): cytosolic small ribosomal subunit; ribosome
Molecular function (GO): RNA binding; structural constituent of ribosome
Source: RefSeq, a predicted model, not a curated record
CAAUUUAAUAAACGGGCCCAAGGCCCAUAAUCCACAUACGCUUCUUAGAUACUGAUUAUUUAGGGUUUGUUCCUCUCCUCUUUUCUUUGAUAACAGCCGCACCAUCACUCUCUCCACUCCGUAGCUGCUGCGAAGAAGGAGAAAUUUGAAAAUGGCGAGAGGUUUGAAGAAGCAUUUGAAGAGGCUCAAUGCCCCCAAGCAUUGGAUGCUUGACAAAUUGGGUGGUGCUUUUGCUCCUAAACCCUCAUCUGGACCACACAAGUCCAGGGAAUGUCUCCCACUCAUUCUGAUCUUGCGAAACAGAUUGAAGUAUGCUCUAACAUACCGUGAAGUCAUUGCUAUUCUGAUGCAACGACAUGUCCUUGUUGAUGGCAAAGUCAGGACUGACAAGACUUAUCCAGCUGGAUUCAUGGAUGUUGUUUCAAUCCCCAAGACAAAUGAGAGCUUUCGUCUGCUGUAUGACACCAAGGGCCGUUUCCGUCUCCAUUCAGUCAGAGAUGAUGAGGCAAAGUUUAAGCUGUGCAAGGUGCGUUCAGUGCAAUUUGGGCAGAAAGGUAUCCCAUACCUGAACACCUAUGAUGGUCGCACUAUCCGCUACCCUGACCCAGUCAUCAGGGCUAAUGACACAAUCAAGCUGGACCUUGAGGAAAACAAGAUUGUCGAUUUCAUCAAAUUCGAUGUUGGGAAUGUAGUGAUGGUUACUGGUGGUAAGAAUAGGGGGCGUGUUGGAGUGAUCAAGAACAGAGAAAAGCAUAAGGGAACCUUUGAGACAAUCCACGUUCAGGAUGCCACUGGUCAUGAGUUUGCAACUCGUCUGGUCAAUGUGUUCACUAUUGGCAAGGGGACAAAGCCAUGGGUAUCUCUUCCCAAGGGUAAGGGUAUUAAAUUAACUGUCAUUGAGGAAGCUAGGAAGAGGGCUGCUGCAGCUCAGCAAGCAGUUGCUGCUUAAACAUCUAUGCAAUGAAUUUAUAAUAGACUCGAGUGUUUUGUAGUAGUUUUUAUUCAACUUUGUUGCUUUGAAUUUCUUCUAUCAAUUUUGGUUUUGAAUGACUUUUAAAAUAUGAGCAACUUUAGUUCACAUCCUCUACUUAUAGUCCUUUUUCUGGUUAUUAUUAUUCAAGCUUAAUAUUGGUAAUGGAA